UCCCUUCCUUGGUCCUAAAUAGAAUAUAUAGUAACCUGAACUCCACCUUGACGUUGAUGGACAUGUUUUUGAAGUUGAUUUGGCCAGGUGAAAGAUCUCCAAUUCAGCUUUUUGUCGUAUGUGACGGCGAAGUUGAGGUUUGCCGACGAAUACUGCAAUUAGAUGCGUCCUCCGACGGGCUCUUUUCUUCACUCCCUCAUUUCGAUCAUGGUGGUAAGCAGCAGCCUUACCAUAUUUGAUUCCAGUGGGCAACCUGGACUCUUCCCUUAUCCACCGCACUAUUCAUCCGGGAUCUUCACUUGGCAAUCGCCUUACUUUAUCGCUUCGACUGCACUGCUUACUUUUAUUCUGGUAGCUGGUAUCGCACGCUUCCUUCUCACCAAAGAUUACUUGGAUCAACGCAGAGUCUCUGCCAAUGGCAUCCUACUUGGCGGCCCCGAAACUUUCCGUAGAGCUUCUGCACUUACAAAGUUGCUCAUUGUGCUUUCACUUGUGGUGAUCGCCACACUUGUAGGCGAUACUGUGGUUAUUGUAGCACGCGCAUUGAUCGAUGGCCAUUGGACUUCCACCGUCUUGGCCUACUACAUUUUGAUGUCGUUUCUAGCUUGGAACCUACUGCUUGCUACCGCUGCUGAUGAAAACAGAAAGUUUCUCACCUGGAGCUGGGUUCAAUAUACCUUUUGGUUAGCCGCAGCAUUAACUGAAACGCUUAUUGCUUGGAUGUGGGCGAUCGGUAUUUUUAAACCACGAGAUGGAACGGUUUUUACAAAGUAUGACUACGCCAUGCUUGGUUUAUUCAUCAUCAGAUAUAUCACUGUGAUUACGAUUGGUGUACUUGCACUUGUACAUAUGUUCACUCAUAGAGGUACAACCGAUGAAACUAGAACUCCAUUGUUGGGACAAAGCACAGCUGGUUAUGGUGCCACUAAUGGAACUACUUCUAACGGCACGACUCCUGCGACUACCACAGAAAAGCCUGUCAGCGGCAUGCGUUACUUUUUUGUGAAGAUGCGAAAACUGUUACCUUUCAUGUGGCCAAAAACAAGCAGGACACUUCAGAUAUAUGUUGGAUUAUGCUUUUUAAUCCUUAUCCUUGGUAGAAUUGUCAACCUGUUAACUCCACUGCAAUUUGGUAUCGUGGUAGAAACCCUACAAAAUGUCAUCGAAGGAGGAGAGAGAUCCGCUGUUUGGCAAGCUAUUCUACUUUACACGGCACUCAAGGUGCUUCAAGGCGGAACCGGUCUACUUCAAUCCAUUCAGAGCUAUCUAUGGUUUCCCAUCAACCAGUACACUACCCGCGAAAUUUCUCUGGAAAUGUUUAGCCACUUGCACAACCUGUCCUUGCAAUUCCAUAUUAACCGCAAGACAGGUGAAGUUCUUCGAGUGAUGGACCGUGGAACCAACAGUAUUGUCCAACUCCUGUCGCAAAUUUUACUCUCCAUCUUCCCUACUUUGCUCGAUAUCGGAAUCGCUGUCAUAUUCUUUGCGCUAACAUUCACCUUCUCCUUUGGUCUGAUCGUAUUUACUACUAUGGCAAUCUAUAUUUACGUUACCAUUGCUAUUACCGAAUGGAGAACCAAGUUUAGAAGAGCCAUGAUCGACGCCGAUAAUGAUGUUCGCACCAAGGCUGUGGACUCUCUUCUCAAUUUCGAAACUGUCAAAUACUAUGGUGCCGAAGGAUACGAAUUAGAGCGAUACAGUAACGCAGUUGCCAAGUACCAGAAGGCUGACUGGAAGACGCUCAGCUCGUUGACAAUACUGAACUUGACCCAAAGCGUUGUUAUCACUUUGGGUUUGCUUGCCGGAAAUCUACUUUGUGCGUACGAGGUUACUCGAGGACGCAUGAGUUUGAAAGAAUUCAUCACCUUCAACACAUAUAUCAUGCAGCUAUAUACACCGCUCAACUUCUUUGGUACCUACUACCGUAUGAUCCAACAAAACUUUGUCGAUAUGGAAAAAAUGCUUGACUUAUUGGAGCAAGAGCAGACAGUCAAAGAUUUGCCUAAUGCAAAGGAGCUCACGGUCACUGAUGGACACGUCGUGUUUGAAAAUGUAUCCUUCGCCUAUGACGAAAGACAAACAGCACUUCGUAACAUAUCGUUCUCUAUUCCAAAGGGAGCCACUGUGGCAUUAGUGGGCCCCUCUGGAGGAGGAAAAUCCACCAUUCUACGUUUGCUAUUCAGAUUUUACGACACUCAGAGCGGUCGCAUAUUGAUUGAUGGCCAAGAUAUUUCAACUGUCAUGCAGCGAUCGCUUCGCAAGAACAUUGGUGUUGUACCUCAAGACACUGUGCUAUUCAAUGAUACUAUUCUAUACAAUAUUCAUUAUGGCGAUGUCAAUGCUAGCGAGGAUGAUGUGAUCAAAGCAGCAAAAGCAGCUCAGAUCCAUGACCGCAUUCUCAGUUUCCCCGAUGGCUAUGAAACCAAGGUCGGUGAACGAGGAUUGCGUCUCAGUGGAGGAGAAAAGCAACGUGUUGCAAUUGCAAGAACUAUUUUGAAGAACCCACCUAUCAUCUUACUCGAUGAGGCUACUAGUGCACUUGAUACAACGACCGAACGUCAAAUCCAGCGUGCAUUUGCUGAAAUGACUCAAGACCGCACAACGCUGGUCAUUGCUCAUCGCCUUUCAACCAUCGUCAAUGCGGACUUGAUCCUGGUCAUCAAGGAUGGCCAAGUUGUAGAGUCCGGAAGCCAUGAAGAACUGAUAAGUCAAGCGAUUGCUACAGGAGAACAAGGUGUAUACUAUGAGAUGUGGCAAAAGCAGCUUAAGGAUGAAAACACUGAGACUACUGCCAACAACAGUGAAACAAAUUCGACAGUCGGCGAACCAUCGGAAGCGAAAGUUGACAAAAAUGUUGAAGUCAUCAUUCAUAAGCCGGACGAAAAUAACGCUGAGGUUGUCCCUGGCAAGACAUUUGCACAGGCAGCCGAAGAGGCGACAGAAGAAGCAGCUCCUGUCGUUAAUGAAGACCGUAAUACACCUGAAGAACCUGAAUCUCCCAAUACUGUAGAUGAUACACCAGAAAGCCCAAAUGAGGCAGCUGACGAAACGACUGAAGUCGAUACUACCGAAGCAUCCACUGUUGGGGACGACACAAACGUUGCAGAUUCAGCGGCUUCACCUGCCGGUCAGGCUAGCAAAGCUAAAAAAAAGAAGAAGAAGAAGUCAAAGAAGAACUGAGCAACAUCCGGGAGGGUCCAACUUGGACAUCAAAGCUAAACAUAUGUAGCAAUGUAAAAAGCUUCUGAUUUAAACACUGUUAUUGUUUUACCACAGAUAUACAAUGUCAAC
Umbelopsis ramanniana AG is the source of this 3291-nucleotide messenger RNA. RefSeq lists its product as uncharacterized. Gene Ontology annotation, cellular component: membrane. Gene Ontology annotation, biological process: transmembrane transport; heme transport. Gene Ontology annotation, molecular function: ABC-type heme transporter activity; heme binding; ATP binding. The transcript is spliced from 10 exons. The record is from RefSeq and is a predicted model, not a curated record. NCBI's taxonomy places the organism in Eukaryota, Fungi, Mucoromycota, Umbelopsidomycetes, Umbelopsidales, Umbelopsidaceae. Bases 163 to 3180 code for a protein of 1005 amino acids.